AUGGCCGCGCUGGACAGUGACAGCGACGAGGACCUGAUCAGCUACGGGACGGGUCUGGAGCCCCUGGAAGAAGGUGAAAGACCAAAGAAACCAAUUCCUCUUCAGGAUCAGACUGUCAGAGAUGAAAAAGGAAGGUACAAACGAUUUCAUGGGGCCUUUAGUGGAGGCUUCUCUGCUGGAUAUUUCAAUACAGUUGGCUCCAAAGAAGGAUGGACACCAUCGACCUUUGUAUCUUCACGACAGAACAGAGCCGACAAAUCUGUUCUUGGUCCUGAAGACUUUAUGGAUGAAGAGGAUCUUAGUGAAUUUGGGAUAGCACCUAAAGCCAUUGUCACCACAGAUGAUUUUGCUUCCAAAACCAAAGACAGAAUACUAGAAAAGGCCAGGCAGUUGGCAGCAGCUGCCGCCCCUAUUCCUGGAGCCACUCUGCUUGAUGACCUCAUAGCGCCAGCAAAAUUAUCUGUUGGCUUUGAAUUGCUGAGAAAAAUGGGUUGGAAGGAAGGACAAGGAGUUGGCCCUCGAGUAAAGAGAAAACCACGCCAACAGAAAUCUGACCCUGGAGUGAAGAUCUAUGGCUGUGCAUUACCGCCUGGUGACUCUGAAGGAUCUGAGGAUGAAGAUGAUGACUACCUGCCUGAAAAUGUGACCUUUGCACCCAAAGAUGUCACACCUGUGGAUUUCACACCUAAAGAUAAUGUGCACGGACUGGCUUACAAGGGCCUGGAUCCCCACCAAGCACUCUUUGGAAUUUCGGGAGAACAUUUUAAUCUUUUCAGCUCGGGAUCUGAGAGGGCCAGCAACCUUCUUGGAGAUGUUGGACCAAGUAAAGGGAGAAAGCUGGGCAUUUCAGGCCAGGCUUUUGGUGUAGGUGCCCUGGAAGAGGAAGAUGAUGAUAUUUAUGCCACAGAAACUCUAUCCAAGUAUGACACCGUUUUGAAGGAUGAGGAGCCUGGCGAUGGGCUCUACGGCUGGACGGCGCCCAAGCAGUAUAAAAACCAAAAAGACUCAGAGAAAGAUCUUCGCUACGUUGGCAAAAUUCUGGAUGGAUUUUCCUUGGCAUCUAAGUCUUUAUCUUCUAAGAAAAUUUAUCCUCCACCUGUGUUGCCAAGAGACUAUCGGCCAGUGCAUUAUUUCAGCCCCGUGGUAGCGGCAACCUCAGGAAACACCCACUUGGCUCUGGUAUUAUCAGAGUCAUCUGGAAAGGCAGAAUGCGACUCAGGGGCACGUGGUAGGCACCAGCUGAACGCCUCCAAGCGAGGGGACCUGCUGGGAGAGAAGCCUCUUCAAGGUUCAACCACUUCAGUUUUAGAGUUUCUGUCCCAAAAAGAUAAAGAGAGGAUCAAAGAAAUGAAACAGGCAACUGACCUUAAAGCGGCUCAGCUGCAGGCCAGGAGUCUAGCCCAGAAUGCCCCGAGUGGGAGAGCCCAGCCUUCCUCUCCGGACACUGGACACUCUUCCUGGACCCCAGCAUCGAGCGAAAGGACGGCCGUCACAAGAGCCAGCAACUUCAAACCCUUCACAAAAGAUCCAGAGAAGCAGAAACGAUAUGAAGCCUUCUUAGCAAAUAUGAAACAGGGCCACAAAGAUGCUCUGGAAAGAUGUCUGGAUCCUCAUAUGACUGAGUGGGAGCGAGGCCGUGAACGAGAGGAGUUUGCUCGAGCCUCCCAGCUGUAUGUGUCUUCCCAUUCCACCUUGUCCUCCAGGUUCACUCACGCCAGGGAGGAAGAUGACUCGGAUCAAGUUGAAGUCCCUCGAGACCAAGAGAAUGACGUCAACGACAAGCAGUCGGCUGUGAAGAUGAAGAGGUUCGGGAAGCUUACCCGAGACACGUUUGAGUGGCACCCCGACAAGCUCCUGUGUAAGAGGUUUAAUGUCCCUGACCCUUAUCCAGAUUCUACAUUGGUUGGAUUACCAAGAGUGAAACGGGAUAAAUACUCAGUCUUCAACUUUCUGACACUUCCAGAGACCUCCUUGCCUGCCAUUCAAGCAUCGAGUGUAGAAGUGCAGCAGCACCAAGGUCCCAACAAAUCAAGAAAACCUUCUAGAUGGGAUACAUCUAAACAAGAAAAUAAAGAUGAUUCCAUUAGUGAAUUUUUAAGUUUUGCUAGAUCAAAAGUUGGUACACCUAAACAAGAGUCCAGUCCACCAGUGAAGAAAGAGGAAGCGCGUGUAACGGAACCACUCUUGAAUAAGAUGGUAACCCAAGGUAUGGACUCACAGACUGAGGGAGAAGCUAGCCGCCCAUCCAUGGAUUUAUUCAAGGCCAUCUUUGCCAGCUCCUCAGAUGAAAAGUCCUCGUCUUCUGAGGAUGAGCAGGGUGACAGUGAGGAUGAUCAGCCUGUGGCUUUGGAGGAUGACUUCAAGCAUUCCGAAGAGACUGGUUUGGUGGGAACAUCAUCAGUGGCACCUGCCAGUGAGCCGGCACCCCAGGCACCUGCACCUUCCUUCCCAAUACAAAAGGUGCACAUAGAUGAGAGAGAAGAGUUCGGUCCCCGGCUGCCCCCGGUCUUCUGCCCCAAUGCUCGUCAGCAACUGGAGAUACCGCAAAAGGAGAAACCUAAAAAGAACAAAGAAAAGCACAAAAUUAAGAAAGAGCACAGGCGAAAGAAAGAGAAGGCUGAAACAGCUUCCACUGAGGAGACACUAAUUUCCUUCUACCCUGGCCUGCCCCAAUCCAGACCUCCACCAUGA
Molecule: messenger RNA, 2691 nt
Organism: Chrysochloris asiatica (Cape golden mole)
Lineage: Eukaryota; Metazoa; Chordata; Mammalia; Afrosoricida; Chrysochloridae
Gene: GPATCH1
Product: G patch domain containing 1
Exons: 19
Coding region: 1-2691 (896 amino acids)
Biological process (GO): mRNA processing
Cellular component (GO): nucleus
Molecular function (GO): RNA binding
Source: RefSeq, a predicted model, not a curated record